Lecanosticta acicola is the source of this 1798-nucleotide messenger RNA. Lineage: Eukaryota; Fungi; Ascomycota; Dothideomycetes; Mycosphaerellales; Mycosphaerellaceae. The record is from the annotation of a GenBank genome assembly.
AUGAGAUCCUGGAUCCUUGGCAGCUCGCUGCUGCUAGCUUCGACGACCCACGCUCUGCCUGAGAUAUCCAUCUCCAAACGCGACAAGGGCACAAAUGGAGCAUCGGACCACUCCGCCUCGAGUGUCAACGCCAUCACCAAACGGCAGAAUAGCAAUGGUGGAACGGUCGGCACAGAUGUCUUCGAUGUUUUGAGCUGGAGCUUUGGAGGAGCAUACUACGCGAAUAGUGAGUUGACGCGCAGUCACAUCCCCUGCAUACCAGACUGACUGACAGCGCCGCCAUAGUAACCGUCGGCACGCCUUCUCAAUCGCAAACCGUCAUCCUCGAUACCGGCUCCUCCGACCUCUACUUCGAUGCCUCCUCAGCGCAGACCUGCCAGCUUCCUGCCACCGCCUCCAACUCAUGUCAAGGCGGAACUUUCAACCCCAAGAACUCCAGCACCUACAAUGUUGUCGACCAAUCCCCCGCAUUCAACACAACUUUCGGCGAUGGUUCGACAGCAGUCGGCCCAUACGCCAGCGAUGUUGUGGGUAUUGGGGAUGUGCUCGUCUCGCCCGUGCAGUUUGGUGUAGCCGAUGUAGUGAACAGCACGACGGGAUAUUCGAUCGGUUUGAUGGGAAUCGGAUACAGCAGCAAUGAGGCGGUCCAGAGUAGAAGCGAUUUCUACCCCAACAUGCCGGAGAUUUUGAAAGAUGCGGGCGUGAUCAACAGCAGAUUGUACUCAAUCUGGCUCAACGAUGAGAGUGAGUGAAAGAUGGUGAAUGUGUAUGGAGACGGCAUUAACAUCGCGCAGGGUCGACAUCCGGCACCAUUCUCUUUGGCGGCAUUGACAGGUCCAAAUACACCGGCACCCUCGCGACAGUGGACUUCCUCCCACCGCUCUAUGAUGGGCAGAUCUUGAACACUGUUAACCAAUUCAUCACGACUGUGACGGGAUGCAAUGCCACUGUCAGCGGCAAGACGACCGCGCUCUGGUCCGGAGGCUCGCCCGACUACCAUGCUUACGGCUCUCGCGAUGCAUCUCUCCCGGUUCUCCUGGACACUGGCAGCACCGCGUGGUCGAUACCGACGACCUACUAUACUGCUAUCACACGGCUCUUUUCAUACAUCGAUGCUCGAACUGGAAUAACUUCUUGCGCAAAUGCGAACACCGGAGACUACCUUUCCUUGGAAUUUGGCGGCAAGGUAGUCAUCCACGUCGACGUCAGCCAAUUCGUAGUGCCGAUCGUCAACGCGACCACGCGAAAACCUAUCCUGUACGAUACGAAAGGCGAUGCUGCCUGUGCCUUCCUACUACAGCCAUCUGAGGAAUCCGACAUGGGUUUCGAUGUCCUCGGAGACGCAAUCCUUCGCAGCAUGUAUGUCGUAUUCGAUCUCGACAAUGGACAGGCAUCGAUAGCGCAGGCCGUACAGAACAGCACCAAGCAGCCAGACAUUGUCACUGUCAAGGCUGGACCGACUGGCGUGGCUGCCGCGGUUGGAUCGGGUGUCGCAACCGCCGCAUCGAAUACCUGGUCAAUAGCUGCUCAGGUCUCUUCCAUGCCCUACUCCGUCAGCACAGCGCACAGUACUAUCGGUACAGCAACUGGAAAUGCUGCGGUUCCGGCGGGCGCGCAGGUCAUCCAAUCUGGCUCAUCCGACAGCAGUGGUGGCGGCAGCGGCAGCGGCAGCGGCAGCGGCAGCACAUCCAGUGGCGCCGCUGCUGGAGUCGUUAUUCCAAACGCCGAUUUCACUCCAAUUUGGAUAACUGGUCUUUGGAUAGCGGGUGUAGCGCUGGGUUUUGGCGUUAUGAUGUAA